Messenger RNA from Balaenoptera acutorostrata (minke whale), 13560 nucleotides. It is a transcript of the gene DENND1A, whose product is annotated as DENN domain containing 1A. Gene Ontology annotation, biological process: endocytic recycling; endocytosis. Bases 127 to 1725 code for a protein of 532 amino acids. Lineage: Eukaryota; Metazoa; Chordata; Mammalia; Artiodactyla; Balaenopteridae. The record is from RefSeq and is a predicted model, not a curated record. Gene Ontology annotation, cellular component: cytosol; clathrin-coated vesicle. Gene Ontology annotation, molecular function: phosphatidylinositol phosphate binding; guanyl-nucleotide exchange factor activity. The transcript is spliced from 22 exons.
GGGCCCCAGCCUGAGGGAAGGGAGGAAGGGGCGGGGAGAACGCCGGAGGGAGGCCGGUCGGCCGCAGGCGGGCGGGCAGCGCAGCGCCGAGCGGGGCCCGCGGGCCCAUGAGGAGGCCCGGGGACCAUGGGCUCCAGGAUCAAGCAAAACCCAGAGACCAUGUUUGAAGUGUAUGUUGAAGUGGCCUAUCCUAGGACAGGUGGCACUGUUUCAGAUCCUGAGGUGCAGAGGCAAUUCCCGGAGGACUACAGUGACCAGGAAGUUCUACAGACUUUGACCAAGUUUUGUUUCCCCUUCUAUGUGGACAGCCUCACAGUUAGCCAAGUUGGCCAGAACUUCACGUUUGUGCUCACUGACAUUGACAGCAAACAGAGAUUCGGGUUCUGCCGCUUAUCUUCAGGAGCCAAGAGUUGCUUCUGUAUCUUAAGCUAUCUCCCCUGGUUCGAAGUAUUUUAUAAGCUGCUUAACAUCUUGGCAGAUUACACGACAAAAGGACAGGAGAGUCAGUGGAAUGAGCUUCUUGAAACUCUGCACAAACUUCCUAUCCCUGACCCAGGAGUGUCUGUUCAUCUCAGCGUGCAUUCUUAUUUUACUGUGCCUGACACCAGAGAACUUCCCAGCAUCCCUGAGAAUAGAAAUCUGACAGAGUAUUUUGUGGCUGUGGAUGUAAACAACAUGCUGCACCUGUACGCAAGCAUGCUCUGCGAGCGCCGGAUCCUCAUCAUCUGCAGCAAACUCAGCACUUUGACUGCCUGCAUCCACGGGUCUGCUGCGAUGCUGUACCCCAUGUUCUGGCAGCACGUGUACAUCCCCGUCCUGCCUCCACAUCUGCUGGACUACUGCUGUGCUCCCAUGCCCUACCUCAUAGGAAUCCAUUUAAGUUUAAUGGAGAAAGUCAGAAACAUGGCCCUGGAUGAUGUCGUGAUUCUGAAUGUGGACACCAACACCCUGGAAACCCCCUUUGAUGACCUCCAGAGCCUCCCAAAUGAUGUGAUCUCUUCACUGAAGAACCGGCUGAAGAAGGUCUCCACAACAACUGGCGAUGGUGUGGCCAGAGCCUUCCUCAAGGCCCAGGCCGCUUUCUUCGGCAGCUACCGAAACGCUCUGAAAAUAGAGCCGGAGGAGCCAAUCACCUUUUGCGAGGAAGCCUUCGUGUCCCACUAUCGCUCCGGAGCCAUGAGGCAGUUCCUGCAGAACGCCACACAGCUGCAGCUCUUCAAACAGUUUAUCGAUGGUAGAUUAGACCUUCUCAAUUCCGGUGAGGGCUUCAGUGACGUUUUUGAAGAGGAGAUCAACAUGGGCGAGGAUGCUGGGAGCGAUAAACUGUACCACCAGUGGCUCUCCACAGUCCGGAAAGGAAGUGGAGCAAUUCUGAAUACUGUAAAAACGAAAGCAAACCCGGCCAUGAAGACUGUCUAUAAGUUCGCAAAAGAUCAUGCAAAAAUGGGAAUAAAAGAGGUGAAAAACCGCUUGAAGCAAAAGGACAUCACCGAGAAUGGCUGUGUCCCCACCACAGAAGAGCAGCUGCCAAAGACUGCGCCGUCCCCACUGGUGGAGGCCAAGGACCCCAAGUUCCGAGAAGACCGGAGGCCAAUCACGGUCCACUUUGGACAGCCACAGAGACUCCAUCCCACUCGCCCGCCGCCUCCCAAGAUACAGCGCUCGAGGCCCGAGCCCAGCGGGGCCAGCGCUUUGUGGAGACCAUGUGGCAGCCCCGGCCUUUGAAAGGCCUCCCUGGAGCCCCGAGCGGGUGUUUCACAAAGAGCUGCAGCUGGCAAGACCAACUUCUUGAAACACAGGAAGCAUCCAGCGGAAAAUAUUUUAAUAAAGCCGACUCCUCGUAAAAUAUUGUUUUGGGGAGGAAGGAACCAGCCCCACCGAUCUGUCAGCAUUGUGUCGGGAGACACAAGAAGACAAGCUGGCGAGCAGGACCCACAUCCUAAUGGGCCUUUGUUGCUGGUGGUUCAGUGUUGGGCACACGGACUCGGUGCCUGGCCCUUUAAUCUGGCCUGGAUUUUCUUGAAUCACAGAUCUCUGUCUCCACUGGGAAUAUCAAAGUGCAUCGGAAACUUAGAGGAUUUGGGCGGCAGAAAGAGACACAGGAUCUUUGAAGUUGAGGGAAGGAUUCAGUCCUCCCGACUUCUUGCCCCAACUCUCACUUCCAAAGAAGCACAUUAAGUAAUUAACUUUGUGGACAGCAAAAUGGAGCUGAUUAAGAAUCAGACAGUCUCCACGGCCUCCUGCAGCAGCUCAGCGUCUGGAGUUCGUCGAGGCCCAGUAGCGUCGCCAGCAGCUCUAAGGCCACUCCAUCCGCUUAGGUCCGUUUUUUGCUUUCUAGCUCACGUCCAUUCUUGCAUCCAUUCAUUCAGCAGAUAUCUUCAAAAACCUACUAGGUGUGAGCUUCUUAGGACUUUUAAAGGAGGCCCCAAAGGGAAUCCCAGUGCCGACUUCUUUUGACUUGCAUUUUCCCAAAAAGAAAUUUUUCCCAUAUCAAAUUUUCUUCCCCAGUGGAAGGUAGGUGUCCUAGCCCCUGAAAACCAUGUGAUAGCAAUUGGAAGAACAAUUUACAAAGACUUCUGGGGAAAACAUUCCCUCUGUUUUUCUGUUAACAUUAGCUAAUUAAUAUUCAGUGACUACUCCUCAAGAAGUAUUAGCUACUUACAUUAUUAUUCAGAACAGGGCUGAUGGUAUGCCCCGAGGAUCCCCUAGGGUAAGAGUUGGGGUUAGGAGGAAUCAGACAGCUUGGGCUGUGGGUCAGAAGCCAGUUGGCAGUGAGUACAGUGGAGCACCUCAUGUGUUCUAGGUCCUCUUAGGCGUCCCUUCCACAGAACAGGAACGCUGGCUCUGAAAAUGUAUUGACCAGUGUUCCAGGGUCAUCCAGUUAGAAAGCGACAUGGCCAGGACUCCAAAUGCUGCUCAGUUUCAUUCUCUCCAUUGCACUCUGCUGUCCAUGGGGGUCCGUUGUUCUCCUGGCUUUGCCCAGAGAGACAGCUUUGUGUCCUGAGAUGACUUGCCCCGCACACCACCUUCCUCUCUGGGGAAGGUUCCCUGGGGUUGGGAACCAGAGCUGUUCAGUCCUCUUCCUGCCAAGGAGUCAGUGUUCCCUGGUGCCUGAGUGUUCCUAUCUGGGGAAGGAAAGAGAAGUAACAUUUACUGAACAUCGCUUAAGAUCGUGAAGGGUAGGUGGUAGCUUUACCAUUUAACAGAUGGGGAAACUGAGGCUCAGAGAGAGACUUUCCAUAACUUGCCCAAGGUCUCAGGACUGGAAAGUGGAGAGGGCCUGGCCCUUUCUUCUUCAGCAUCCAGGCUUUUUGUUAAGAGCAUAAUUAUGACUGUGAGCUACUCUGAGUGGUGAGGACGAUGGUGGCUGCAGCGGGCACGGUGAGGUCCCAGCUCCCCACCUGUUAAAGGUGGGCUUUGGUUAUUUCAGCGGGAGCGUGCAUGGCUGCCAGGCCCCAGCUUAUCUUCCCUUUGGCUUGUUAGAUAUAGGGCAAUUUCCCAUCGAAUGUGAGACUUUGAAAGAGCUGACAGCAAGCCCUAAAAGGCAGUGCUGUGCUAAGUACUGCCUGCCCCUCAGGACCACACACAGCGAGCAGACAGAGGCCAAAGGCGGGGGUGGGGGGGGGUGACCUACUGGUCCCCAGGUGCCUCUCUCUUUCACUCUUUUUCACUCUUUCACUGCCGUGAGAGUUGGGAGGGAGAUAGUCACAAGCAGCCUCCACCUUCUUUAAUCUUCGCAGUAACCCAGAAGGGUAGGGCUGUCUUCCAAGUCCUAAUGGUGACGGGGCUUGUGCUCAGUGUGGACCUGAGGCGUGCCCAGUCCCAGCCAGCUGCAGAGCCCGAGCUCUUUCAACGCGCACCUUGUCCGCUAAAAGUGGCACACAGAACACCCUCCAGUCGCCCAUGUCUUGACUGCCUGCAGGCUGGUUAUUUGGAGUUCCAUUGUACUAAGUGAGAAUGGUCCAGAUUCAGCCACCAGGGGCCCAUAAGCCACUGCCCUGUCACCUCCCUGGCCAGAUCCAUGCAAAAACCUGCUGUUUUCCAGUAAUUUUGUUUGUUUGUAAAAAUAACCCAAUAGCCUUAUAGGCAGGCUGGAAGUUAGGGAGAAGAGACAAGUUCAUUCUGAAUCCCACUACUUCAGCUCAACUAUGUACUAGCAUUUCUGCAGAUUCCUGUCCAGUCUUUUUUCUAGAUAUAUUUUGCAGAGCUACCAGCUUCCUUGCAAUAUCCCAUAGUACAGACUUGCCUCAUGUCCUUGUAAGCCCCAUUGGUGGUGACCACGGAAGAUCUCACUGUGUGUAUGUGUGUGGUCUGCCUGACCACGCUCCUCUUAUGGGAUUUGUAGAUUGUUCCAGGUUUUCACAAAUGUGAAAAAUGCCAAAGUGAACGUCCUUGUUCUCCAAGUUUUUUCUAGUUUUAUAUCAUUAUAAGAAAAACUACCAUUAACUGAGCACUUUACGUAUGUUGUUUCAUUAAAUCCUCAAGAACUCUGGGGGCAGGGGAAGGUGUCAUUAGCUCUAUUUUACAGAAGUAGCUGCCACUCUGAGAGGUGGUCACUGCCCUUGGUCACACAACUAGUUAGUGGCAGAGCUGAGCUUCGGACGUCUCUAACGCCAAAGCCCAACCCUUAACCAGUCUUAUAGGCAGAUUUCUGCUCCGUGUUACUAAAUAACUUUCUGAAAGAAUUGUACCACUUCACACUCCCAUCAGAACCGUGGACUCCCUGGGAAUCUGGGUCUGGGAGACCCAGAGGAACGUGUGGCUGGCGUUAGAAAUCCUUCUGGCCAAGGAGAACUUCUGCAGGUUGCGCUGCCUGGGCAGGCUGUGUGUGCACCAAACGGCCAGCCCAGACUUCUCAGGAAUUGGAGAAUCUGCUCGUCUGAAUUGCACUGCGUGACCCCAGCACCCAAAGCCCCAGAAGAUUAAAAUAAGAUCAGAAGAAGCUGCCAGAAGCGUUUAGUGGGAGCUCUGCCCAGAGACCAGGUCUCAGAACACUUUGCAAUUGUAUCUCUUCAUGCUGAUUGCACACAUGCACUGGCAGGAGAUGACAUGCUGUUCCACCCCCACUUCCCCCAGCCCCGGCCUCCUCGAGACCUGAGCUCAGCACAGCCCCCUGGCUGAGGGUCACAGGCAGACCCCUCUCCCUCCUGCACAGACCCAGAGCUGCCCGAGGGUAGGGGCCUGGUGCACAGGCCUGGCUGGGCGUCUGCAGACCCGGGCAGCAUACUGGCCCACCAACUGCCAGUCUGAGACCGUGGGCAAGUCUCUUUGCCUUCCUUUUUUUUUUUUAACGCCAUGCCCGUUAACAUCUCAACACAAUUUGGGAAGCUGCCCACAGGAGCCACACUAGCAUCCUCAGCAGCAGUGACUGCUGCUGCCUCACCAAUCUCACACUCCCCCCAACACCUCCCCCACGAGCUGCACGCUCCCUCCUCCCAAGGUCACCGUGCCUGUGACUUCUGGUGUAGCCGUGACCUGCCACGUUGUACGUCACCCACACACACCCGUACACGCUUGCACACCCCGGUAGCCUAUGAGCAGGGCAGGGUUGUGUGACCUUCAGCUUUGACUCUUCAACUCCCCGACCAGAGCCUGGCCCAGCUCUGCUCAGGGAUAUUUACAGAAUGAGUGAACAAAGGAAUCACUGAGGGCAGCUUACAGCCCAGAGUCCUGGAGAUGGGGGAGGGUAUCAGUUAACAACCGCAAGUAUGUAAAGAGCACCUACUAUGAGCCAAGUGUGAUCAGGAUGUGAAUCUGAAGCUACCAGCACCUGCCCAGCCUGGCGCUCUAAGAGCCAGAAACUGAUCAGCCCCGGGAGCAAACCUCCAAGAUGCCAGCUGGGCCCUGAGCCCCAGGGGGAGGGGCAGCUGUCUGGGCACUACCCCCCGGCAAGCCACCAGGACUCCAAGCAGAAGGGCGCAGACCCAGUUAGCAAGGUGAGAGGCUCCUGACCUGACUCGGGCCCCCUCCCGUCUCCAACGGUGGGUUUUGGGCCCCGGAGACAAAGCCAAGCCAGAGGCCAGGCAUGGAGCCUGAGCUCAGACUGGAAAAGCAGGAGCUGCCACAGAGCCUCCGGGGAUAUGCAGCGGCCCAGGAAAACACAGGACCCCCUCGUCUCCACCACUUCUGCCUGCUGCUUGGAAGGAGGGACUCUCCCAGGAGCUGUCACAGUAGGGCGAGUUAGUUCCAGCUGAAAAGCCAAGCCUUUAGGAAGCCCUCAGAAGAGGUGCCCCAUCCUCAAGGUGUCACUGAGCUCAGUCUCCUCCGAAAGGCUUCGCCACCCCAACAAGCACCCUCCCCAUUCCAGAUUUCACGUCACUAUUUCCCAAGUGCCUGUUUCAGGCCCGGUACUUCGAUAUAUGUCAUCUUGGUGAACCUCCCCUGCUCCCCAAAAGUCUUCAUAGUGAAGGCACUGUUAGCCCUUCAGCCACGGGGGAACCAAGGCUCUGACAGGUGCCGUGACCUGCCCUGGGUCCAGCACAUAUACCAGGGUCUGCUGGGUCCCACGUCCAUGUCCACUGCUUUCUCACCAGCCACCCCCCACCAGCUGCUGCCACGGUCCCUAGAAAAGACUCGGGCUCUCAGCAGGCAGAGACUGUCCUCAGGGCGAGGGGCAGUUGUUCCUCACAAUCUACACAAUUGCUCUUCCAGGUAGGGAAAGUGCCCUCAACAUGUCCCCUUCCCCGUCUUCCCUCCAGCAAAGAGCAUGAAGGGUGGGAAAGUGAAGCCAGACCUCUGCGCCUAUGUGAGUGUCCACCCAGCUCCUGGGAAAGGCUUCUCAGCCUGCUAGGCGUGGGUGUGGACAGGGGAAGUCGACACUAGUGAUCUCUGUGGAAGGAAGGAAGGAAGAUAGACAGACAGACAGGCAGAGACGGGUUGAUAAAUAAGUGGAUGGAUGAACGAAGGUUGCAAAGGCAAAGGGCACCACCAAUCCAAGAGACGGAGAUCAGGGCAGCUGAGCCCCCCAUCACCCCCUGACCUCGCACAUGGCCUUCAGCCCUCACGCUGGGGGGAGGCCCUCCUCCAGCUGGUCCCUGCCAACCCUGCCUGCCUCUUCUCUUGAAACCCCACCCCAGCCUCAAACCCCUGUGCCCCCUCCUCCACAGAGACACCUCCAGGCCAUUGUGCGGCCUCUACUGGACUCAGAUUAAAAGCCUCAUGUCACCUCCCAAAUGGAGGCUUGUCCAGCAGCCCCUGAGCCUGGCACGCCCACCACUGCACUCUGGCAGAGCAAGUCCCUAAAGGGUGGGCAGGACCUGGCCUCACACUCACCCGUCCCCUCUGGACCAUUCCGUGUGACAGGAAGACGCCUUCUCAUUGGUGAUCACGACUCAUUACAGCAGUGAGUCUCUCAUUACUGUUCUUAAGUAGAUAUUCACAUACUGCUGAGUACAAAGAUCCCAUGUCCAACAGGUUCCCAUAUCUGUCAUCAGUCCUUCCUCCCUGGGAACAGUCCCAGCCUGGCCCCAGGCCACACAGGGAAUAGCUCCAAUGCAAGUUCUGGAGCAUCCCCCGUGGGUCCUGCACCAAGCUUGUUUCCCCCAGAGACCCCUCUGACUUGCUUCAGAGGCUUUUUCUCUGUUUUUAACCCAUGCAUGUGCUAAGGUGUGCUCUAGAGUGUCGGCCCUGUGUAAUGGUGCUGGAGGUGAGGCGUGGCGGCAUCUCCAGGCGGCGGGUGCUCUCAGAUCAUUCUGAUGUGCUGUGACAUGCCCAGCUGGGGACCGGUGACUUUGACCGGGAAGGUCUUUGAAAGCAGGGACCACCCUAUUUGUCCUUUAACACCUAGGGGAGACUCUGCUCAGGGUGAAGAGGCCCAGAAUUUAUUUGUUGGCAGGUGAGUGUGACAUCUGGGUAGUAACUGAACAUGCACUGGGCACUGAGCGAAGCCCUUUACGAAUAUUUUCAUUCAACUUUUGUGGUAAGACUAACAGGAGGGCUACAGAAUCCCCAUUUUGCAGCUAAGAAACUGAGGUUCAGGGAGGUACAAUGACUUUCCUGAGGUCAUCUGGCUGGCACGUGGGGAUUGGUGGAAGGCUGGACAGACGGGCCUCGUCCAGGGGCCUGUCGCUGCCUGUCAGCCCCACAGGAGCCUUGUAAUCAGGGAUGCCAGAGCGGCCAAGACAUUUAAAAGUAAAGAUCCUUUGUGUAGGAGUGAAAUGAUCCUUUAAAAAAUGAUCACCAGCUCCCCUCGUUACCUCUGGAGACCAAGUCCUUGCUGACUUUUUCCCCUUCUUUAUCUCAAGUACAUUUAAAUGUCAAUUAAAUUUGAAAUAUCUACAUUUGUCAGCAUUUCAUUUUGGGCCAGCGUGACGUGCUGCUGAUUUGUCCACGCGAUGUGACACAUGAAAAAAACGCUCGAGAUGCAGAUCUUCCUCAUUAAAAAAUAAGCCUGUACGAUCCCGGCACGGCAGAGAGCCACAGAGCACGUUCCCGCUUCCUGACGCCGUGUCUCUGACAUGGUAUUUAAAAAGGAACAGCCGCGCCUGUCACCACUGUCACACGCGCGCGCUAGCCAGCGACACGUUAAACCAAACAUUAGAAAGGGUUCGGGGAGUCAUCUGCAUGGGAACUCCGUGCCGAGAUGAGGUGGGCAGAGGCGGGAGCAGCCGUGGGAGGUGAUGGGGUCUGAACGUGAUGGACAGCGGGCCUUUCUUUCUCGCCGAGACUCCGGCAGUCCUUGCUGGGUAGCCAAGUUCGCCACGACCUGCCUUUUCACAGACAGCUCUUUGUGUAUAAUAAAAUCCAGGCAAGUGGUGGGGGGCAGACUGCAGGGUAGUAGCUGAAUUGGGUUAAUGAGGGAAGAGGUACGCGCUUUUUUUUUUCAUAUUCUGCCUUAAGCUAAUAAAAAAUUUAAACCUGGACAUAUUCGACGGUUCGUCCUUUAUCUCUGACAAAUAUCUGACUGUAUGUUUCAUGGGAGAACAUGAGCAGCUGAAUUUAAAUAAGUUUAUUUUGAAAUCUCACCUUUUAUCAAAAGCAGAAGGGGAAACACCCUACCCCUUAUUUCACCGUUUCAGGUCCACAGAACUGAAGAGGCAGGAUCACAGAGUGGUUCAGAGUUAGGCAUAUCUGGAUUCCAUGCUCUACCCUUAACUUCUGUGUGACACUGGGCAAGUGACCACCCCUCUCUGAGCCUUGGCUGCUUUAUCUGCCACAUGAGGAUGAGAUGAGUAAUUAAUCAGAAACUGUACGGACAGCAUUUAGCCCAACACUUGUAAAUACUGCUAGUGUCAUCAUCCUUAUCCAUGUGGCCCAAAGCCUGGACCUGAAGAAACUCUGAUCAGACCACAUGGCAGAGUUCUCAUCUGGGUGUUCCAUCACUCUUGAGAGACAGAUGGUGUGUCCAGGAGACACCCUGGACCUCUCGUUGAAGUCAAGACUGCCCGACCGGCCUGGCCAGAAGAGCUGGCUGGAGAGGAAAAUGGUGAGCUAUAAAGUGAGGCUCCCUGUCUCCCCCCACCUCACCCCCACGUACCCUCCGUGAUCUCGCAUGUGGGAGGCACUGGAUUUUGACAGUGAUGGGAGGUGCAGCAGCCUGAGCUGAUGAAGCCAAGGUCCAGUCCAGCACAAAGGCUCUAUGCUCCUGUGUGAAUCCAGACAUUCCUGGCAUUCAGCUAACGUGCCAAGCUGUGCUCUCUGCUUACUUGUCAAAGCCACAGGAGGGGGCUGUGCUUGGAUGGGUGUUGGAAAGGCAUUCAAGAUGGAUUUGAGGGCCACCCAGAGCCUCAUUCAGUUUGACCCAAGCAGAGGUGUGGGUCCCCCUCAUACACAUCUACCACCAGCCCAGGGGACAGGAAAGAGAGGGCCCUGGACUGGAAUCCCUGCUCAUCACUUCCUGGCUGGGUGGCUUGCUCACGCCUCUCCUCUUCACCAUGAAGUGCUCAGCUGGGACUGGGUCUGCUCACUACAAGCACUCGGGAGGUGCCUCUUGGUUGGGUGCGUGGAUGAACGGACGGACAGAUGGAUGGAUGGACUAAUGAGAGUCUCAUCCUCUGUAAAAUCUGUACAGCGACGCCUUCCUGCUUCCUGCUGGGGGGAGUGGUAGAAAUAACCUAUGUAAAGCCCGUGGCACAGUGCCUACUUGUGGAUAUUAUUUUAAGCAUUUUUCUGAGACUCCCACCUGCCCCAAUAUACCUAACAUGCUCACCCCCAAACGUGGUCCCAUUCUACAGGUCUAUAUUCUUUUUCAUAUUCUUUUCCAUUAUGGUUUAUUACAAGAUAUUAAAUAUAGUUCCCUGUGCUAUACAGUAGGACCUUGUUGUUUAUCUAUUUUAUAUAUAGUAGUUUGUAUCUGCUGAUCCCAAACUCCUGAUUUAUCCCCUCCCAUUCCCCUUUGGUAGCCAUAAGUUUUUCUAUGUCUGUGAGUCUGUUUCUGUUUUGUAAAUAAGUUCAUUUGUAUCAUAUUUUAGGUUCCACAUAUAAGUGAUAUCAUGUGAUAUUUGUCUUUCUCUGUCUGAUUUACUUCACUUAGUACGAUAAUCUCUAGGUCCAUCCAUGCUGCUGCAAAUGGCAUUAUUUCAUUCCUCCUUAUGGCUGAGUAAUAUUCCAUUGUAUAUAUGUAUCACAUCUUCUUUAUCCAUUCAUUUAUCGUUGGACAUUUAGGUUGCUUCCAUGUCUUGGGCUAUUGUGAAUAGUGCUGCUAUGAUCACUGGGGUGCAUGUGUCCUUUCACAUUAGCGUUUUCUCUGGAUAUAUGCCCAGGAGUGGGAUUGCAGGAUCACACGACAACUCUAGUUUUUUAAGGAACCUCCAUAACAUUCUCCAUAAUGGCUGCACCAAUUUACAUUCCCACCAACAGUGUAGGAGUGUUCCCUUUGCUCCACACCAGAGAGGGGACCCUCUUAUACCGCAGCCAUGAGCUGAGAAAAGGGGCAUGUGCCUGGCGGGGAUCCAGAAGAGGGGUGAAGCAGGUGUGUGCAGGCCCUUGUCUCUCCAGUACGCUGGCUUCCGCUCAUUCCCUCAGCAAACUUUCCUCUGCACUAACGCUGUGCCGUGGGUGGGGAGAGAAAGAAGAACGUGCCAGGGCCCCUGCCCUUGAGGACCUCCACUCAGAAAUAGAAAUGCAAGAGGUUCAACUGUAUUAACGAAGCGCUAAACCACACAGCCCAAGGAGAAGCCAGCUCUAUCUAGGGAGAAAACUCUGCUGGGAGCUCCAGGAAAGCUUUGUAGGAGUGCGGUUUGAGCUGAGUCUUGCAGGCCAAGGGCAAUCAGUGCACCAGGCAAAGGUAAGGGCAGGUGGCAGGAGGUGGCAGGGAAGGAGCGCAGAGGUGGGCGGGGCCAGGCGCAAAGCACGGUGUCUGCCCUGCUUGGAGCUUGGACUUGGCGGCCCUCACCCCGCCCACCCAGUGUGUUCCACAAGCUCCCCAGAAUGCAGCCUGAGGCAGGGUGCCUGCCCCCCUGCUCGGGAGAACAGUCCAGUGCUAGCGAGUGAGAGCGGGUCCCCCGAACUUUUAAACAGACAAGUAAGUCAUUCCAGACGCACCUAAACAUUAGUAUUGCUGACAUUUUACCCACCGCAUGAAAUCGCAGUUCAGAGCAGCAGGUUUGCAGGUGUGAAGCGGGAGAGUGAUGAGGUCAGGGCUGUGAUUCAGAACAGGAUUCCAGUGGCCAUGUGGAAAGUGGCCCUUCUGCUGGGCCUUGUUUUGUGUCCCGGUGGACGAGGCAGGAGCUGGGCAGCCUAGCCCCUGUGCUGGCCAGGGCACAUUUCUGCAGGUCAGGUCUUCCCCCCUCUCUGCUGAGUUCAGAGGAGAAUGAGCCUCCUGGGCCAUGCGGCCACCAGUCCAGGACAGGCUGAGAUGUGUCUUGUCCCUGACACCCAGCAAGGCAGCCUGGGAGAGGAGGGGAGCACUGUGACCUCCCUGUGCAACCCUGGGCAAGUGGCUUCCCCUCUCUGAGCCUCAACUUCCCCUUCAGUAAGAGGACAAAAGUCUUUGCCUGGCUAUCUUCCAGGGACGGUGCGAGAAAAUGAAGGGUUCAGGUGUGACAGUGCUGGGGAACUCACAGCCCUGGGCGCCAGCUUUGGUUCCACUUUUAAAAGGGCAGCAUAUAUUUGGGUAACAACUGGCUUAUGACUGGUGAUGGUGGAUCAUAGCAGCAGCCAGUCACAAUCCGCUCUCCCAGUCCCCCCAGGGAUAGCUGCUGUCCCUCACUUACCCUCCAGCCCUGGUUCCCAUGCACUUUUUUGGACAUGUUUCCUCUUCCUGAAAUGAAAUCGGAAAGGAAUUGCAUCAUAUAAGGCAAAGAAAGGAGACUGCUCUGGCUGGGGGUGGAGGGGAGAGGAGAUAGCCCCCCAUCAGGUACCCCUGUGUCUCCUACCCCACCCACCUCCCCAAAGUUCACCAUUGCCCCUGGGAUCCUCGGUGAGCGUCCAGCCCGCUGUGCAGGGCAGAGGCGUGGGCUGCCCGCUCCCCAGCCGCGUGCCGGAGCAGCAGCCGUGGGGCCGGGAUUUGAACCAAGGGCUGCGGGGUCCAGCUGCCCUCUCCUGAGCACACGCCUCUCGCGGGCCCUGGUCAGUGUAUAAUUCAUAAAAGCCAGCGUGGAGUUUCUCUGGGCUGUGUAUGUGUUUGUGUUUAUAGAGGUAGAGCUCACAGGUGGCUGACAAGGGAGAUGUAUUUUUUAUAACAAUGAAUAUUUAAUUUCCACAUCACAGAUGAAAAAGACUCUCUGAAGAGGCAUCUGAGGGAGACUCCAGAGAGCGGCCGCUAAUCAGAAAAGGGCCUUCUCGCGAGUGCUCUUCUACAUGGCUCACUUUCUUCUUUAGCUUUUUUAUUUUUUAUUUUUUCCUGAUUAUUGAAGUAGAUAUGCACAUUGGAGAAAACGUAGAAGACACAAAAAUAAAAUUUGGCAGAGGGGAAAAAAUCAUCCAUAAUCCACUAGCUUUUUAAAAUUAUUUAUUUAUUUAUUUUGGGGGGCUGAUUUCGGUCUUCGUUGCUGCGCGUGGACUUUCCCUAGUUGCGGCGAGUAGGGGCUACUCUUCAUUGUGGUGCAUGGGCUUCUCACUGUAGUGGCUUCUCCAAUGCAGGGGACAUGGGUCCCCUAGCUUUUGUUGACAUUUAGACACAUACCUUUCCAGUCUUUUUUCUGUGCAUUUUUCCAUAAGCAGAUGAGAGAGAAUGCAGUUUAACUGCAAUUCUGCAUCCUGAUUUUUAGAUUUUUCUUUAUAAACAUUAUAGUUAAUGGGAGGAUACUCUUCAGCCAACCAUACCAUAAUUCAGCUCACCAGAUUCCUACUGCGGAAAUUUAGGUUGUGUCAUGUUUUAUAAACAUAGCAGUAAUGAACAUUUUUGUGCAUAAUUUGUUGCUACAUCGGGGUUAUCUAAAUGGAAGUGGAAUCACGAGGUCAUAGAUGCAUUUAAGGCUCUUGACACAGGUGGCAAACCCACAGUUUCUUUUCUGUUUGGGACCAGCUUCCUCACUGUGGGGCCCGUCGGGCCUUCUCCAGGCAGCCUCAUCCCCGCCGGCAGAGGGAGGCCAGGGUCAGGUGCUGAGCCUCAGGCCUCCUUCCCAUCCCGCCACGUGGAGUCCUGAGGUGCCUCCUAACUGUUUUCUCUCUUGUCUUCCU